This is a messenger RNA of Daucus carota subsp. sativus, 881 nucleotides long. Its product is annotated as NDR1/HIN1-like protein 1. The coding region runs from base 96 to 683 and encodes 195 amino acids. Gene Ontology annotation, biological process: defense response to other organism. The transcript has a single exon. NCBI's taxonomy places the organism in Eukaryota, Viridiplantae, Streptophyta, Magnoliopsida, Apiales, Apiaceae. The record is from RefSeq and is a predicted model, not a curated record. Gene Ontology annotation, cellular component: plasmodesma; plasma membrane.
AUGUGUUACUAGAUAAUCUAUUACAACUCAAUCACGAGUUACACACACAAAAAUAAGUCUCUCAGCUUCAACAUUCCAGGUCUACUACAAAAACCAUGUCAAGCAAGCAAAAGAAGCUCAUCCGGUGGUCAAUUAUCAGCCUCCUCAUUGCUCUCUUCAUCCUCCUCCUCAUAAUCCUCAUCAUUUGGGUAGUCCUCCAGCCGAAAAAGCCCCAAUUCAUCCUCCAAGACGCUACCCUCUACGCCUUCAACUUGUCUUCCACGCCUCCAUAUUUCCUAUCCUCAAACCUCCAAGUAACCAUCUCCUCUCAAAACCCCAACAAAAGAAUAGGCAUCUACUAUGACAAGCUCGAUGUCUAUGCUGCAUACCGGACUCAACAAAUCACGUACUACACCGCUACACCACCCGACUAUCAAGGCCACAAGGAAGUGAUUGAAUGGUCACCUUUCUUGUAUGGCACUGACAUACCUGUCGCGCCAUCCAAUGGCGAGUCGUUGAGGCAGGAUGAGAGUAAUGGAGCCAUUUGGCUGAUGAUCAAGUUAAACGGACAUGUAAGGUGGAAAGUUGGUUCGUUUACUAGCGGAAGAUAUCAUCUUCGAGUUAACUGUCCUGCGUUUAUACCUUUAAGUAAAGCUAGUAAUGCUAAGUAUCAGUUGGUUGCCAAUUGCAAAGUAACAGUGUGAUUUGCGAGUGAGAGAGUUUGAUCUUAAUUUUUGCUGGAUUUUAGAUGAUUUUGUCUUACACGUACGAGAUAAACUACAAUGUAGAAUGUUGACAUGAAAAUUAGAUAGUGAAGAGGCCUGCAGAAUGUAGGAUGUGGUGGCUUUUCUACUGUCAGCUUUCUAUAUAUAUUCAACAAAAAGUUCUGCACUUGUUUUCUA